AUGACGUUCGCCUGUGUUUUUGUCGUGUGAACUUUUAUACGGAGAAUAUUUUGUGAUAACGCAAUUUUAAAAACAUAAAAAAAAUAAAGCAGUGCGCGAAAUUAUGUGCAUAGUUUAAUGUAAAAACUUGGUUCAUAGUGGUGUAUUGUUACAUUUGUCGCCAGAUAAAGUUGGAAGGAUAGGUGUUUGAUAGUGAUUGUAUCAUAUCAUAUUUAAUAUAAUACGUAAAAUGUGUGCUUACAAUGAGUGUUAGUGAUGUGAAAAAAGUGAAAAGAAAUGGGUGUCAGAUUGAAACAUCCGUUCAAAGAGAAAUAUUAUAGUUGCCCACCAAAAUGGAUAUGAUUUCGGAUCUAUCGCCCUUGAGUCCGGGUUUGAUAGACGAGUUGGAGGCCUUCAUGGCGCCUGUCAGCGAAGGCUGCUACCCGCCGCAGCCGCUCGAUGCCCGGCGGGUUGGCGGCCACCAGCUACCAGAGAGUCCACCAGACUCCGGUUCAGAAAACCCUUACAGCCCAGACACUCAAGUUUCUCACACCAUAUCUGUAUCCCAGACCAUUUUAGGGCCAGACUACAUGCUCGUCCCGGAACAUUUAAACAUCCACGAAGUUCUCCAAAACGGGGAAUAUAUCUACGAAGAGCUAAAAGACAAUCUAGACGAUGUAGUUGUCAUGCCAGAUAGCGAUCUAGGCUUGAGAGUACGUGAAAUGUUGCCAGAACCGUACCAGAAUCGGUACAGCCAAAUGAGGGUAGAUAUGGAUAUGGAACAAGGGAUCAUGGCUCCAAUUGUGUUAAGUCAUGAAGCACCCGUGUACACGAAUUUGCAAGAACCGACUGGGAAAAAGAGGAAAUUGUCGCAAGAUGUGAAUUCGCAAGUAAAAUGUGAGCCAGCGGCUCUAUCACCAGAGACCCUAGUCCGACCCCCGCCUUCAGUAGACGGCUCUGAAGCGGGAGACGAUGCCCCCCAGCAGAGCAUACGCUUUGCUACCUUCCAGCAAACCGCUUGGCACGCUCUGUUCGACGGGAAUUUGAAGCCCAUCGCAACCCCCUCCUACAUAGUAGGCGCAGACAAAGGUUUCAACUACUCGCAAAUAGACGAAGCGUUCGUUUGCCAAAAGAAAAAUCACUUCCAAGUGACUUGCCAAAUGCAGGUCCAAGGAGAACCACAAUAUGUCAAAACGGUAGACGGAUUUAAGAAGAUUAACAACUUCUGCCUGCAUUUUUAUGGGGUUAAGGCAGAAGACCCAAGCCAAGAAGUAAGGAUCGAGCAGAGUCAGUCAGACAGAACUAAAAAGCCUUUUCAUCCUGUACCUGUGGAAUUACGUCGUGAAGGCGCCAAGAUAACAGUCGGCAGAUUACACUUCGCCGAAACGACGAACAAUAAUAUGAGGAAAAAGGGCCGACCCAACCCUGACCAGAGACAUUUCCAACUCGUGGUAGCCCUGAAAGCCCACACUGGGACAGCUGCUUAUAUUGUAGCUGCUCAGGCUAGUGACAGGAUUAUAGUACGGGCAUCGAACCCGGGACAGUUCGAAUCGGACUGUUCAGAGAACUGGUGGCAACGAGGCGUGUCUGAAAACAGUGUGCAUUAUAACGGUCGGGUUGGCAUCAAUACGGACAGACCGGAUGAGACUUGUGUUAUUAAUGGUAAUCUAAAAGUAAUGGGCCACAUAGUGCAUCCAUCGGACGCAAGAGCAAAACACGAUAUACAAGAACUAGAUACGGCACAGCAGUUGAAAAACGUACAGAGCAUACGUGUUGUCAAAUUCAACUACGACCCCUCCUUCGCGGCCCAUUCGGGUCUAGUAGGUUGGGACCCCGUACGGGGCGCGGGCGAUACCGGUGUACUAGCACAGGAACUACGCACAGUGUUGCCUGAUGCUGUGAAAGAGGCCGGUGACGUCACAUUGCCUGAUGGCGACACUAUACACGGGUUCCUCGUGGUUGAUAAGGAUCGUAUAUUCAUGGAAAAUCUCGGUGCAGUGAAAGAGCUUUGCAAAGUGACGGGCAAUUUGGAAUCCCGGAUAGAUCACUUGGAGAAGAUCAACCGGAGGCUGUGCAAGAUCAGCGCGUUGCAGAGGAGAGAUAGCUCGAGGUCUAGUGGGAGUAAUGAUUCCCGAUUCUCAGGCAUUUCGGCCACUUCAAAAUCAUUUUACAGCGAUGGCAACAUUUCAAUAGAGCAAAUACGCGACAUCGCCCGCAGUAUCCGCCGGCACGAGUGUUGCCAUAAACUCAGUCACAACUCCCCGAAAUUUACCCGAAAACAAUGCAAAAAUUGCCAUGUCUAUUCCAAAUAUGGAAAAUAUUACAACUACAAUAAAAAUUGCGUGCGAUACCACUCGAAUAAAUCGGAAAAAUGGGAAAAAUCGGAGAAAUCGGAAAACAACGAUAUACCCACUUAUGUUAGUACGUUCGAUUCGAAGUUGCCAGAUGACAAUUUUAGUACGUUUUCAAAGAAGAAAGAUUCGUGUCUAUGGUUGAAGGAAGAUGACAGUUUUGGAUAUGGCAACAUUUGUUGUAGGAAAGUGAAUGAUGGCAAUGAAUUGAUUUCGAACAAGUUUCUGCAGAUUGUUAUUACUAUACUGAUUUUUAUUAUGGCCGUAUGUCUGGUAGUAAUGUCAGCGCUAUACUUCCGCGAACACCAAGAGCUGCUCUCCAUGAAGGAAAUACGAAUGCACGAGAAAUUCUCCAACUACCCGCAUUAUGGGAAAUUUAAUGUUAACGGCGUGCCGCAUCGGGCAACACCACCAGACCUGAAUCAGAUACAUAAUUCAAAACCGCAACAUAUAGCAACAAAGAAAGCUACAAAAGAAAAAACUCCGCACAAAAGUCCAGAAUAUACUUCUAUAGAUCCGCCGCCUCCCACUCCCACUACAAUACACGCUUCAAGGAAUUACGUUAAAAAUGUGCUGCACAUAGAACAAGGCGCUGCACCUAGACGUGGCAACACUAUAUUAACUCGAGUUGCUGACGUCAUCGGCGGUGGUUGUGCGUACACUGGCAACACUGAUAAUGAGCUGUUGGCGGAUUGCCAGUCCUCCUGCGGCCUAGACUCACAGACAUACGAAAACCAAGAACCAUUAGAACGAAUAAAACCAGACAAAGUCCUGAACGAUACAUAUCUAGAGCCUAUCAAAGAGAAGGUCAUCACUCCAGUGAUAGCGAAAAACAAUUCAGAAAUAAAGGACUUGAAAUAUAAAGAGGAAAUUAUAGCUGAGUCUAAUUUUUUGGACGCGAAAAAUAUAAGCGAAGUCAGGUUGAAAAGGGAGGUCGGUGUUGAGGGUCUGAUGAAGACGAGCUCAGAGGAAAUGGUGCUUGGACAGUCCGAUGAGAGUGGCACAGAUUGCGACACAAUAUCAAUAAGCGUGUCAAACCCGUCCAUACAAAACACGACACUUUUAACCGAGACAAUUUGUGGCGCUGCUAACGUGAGCCUCACUGUACCGCUGUCGCAUUGUUUGCAGCAUAAACACUUGGAUAUUAUGUUUCGCACACGGCUAGCACUCCGUCUGUGCGGGCUGCGCUGCACAGCUCCGACCAAGCUGUGCCAGCUCCACCGCUCGCUGGCCGCGCCCGUACUCGCACCAUACGGCUGGUUAUCUAGGCUAGCGCUGGACUGUGGGGAUAGUGACGUGCGGCUGCGAGCUGGACAUGCGCUGCUUGAGGAUUUGUGCUACUUGAAGCCGGACAAGAUUGACUUCAUCGAAUUCAACAUUCACAUUUACAGAGAUUGCCAUAACUAGAUGAUAUAUAAAUGCAAUAAAAUCACCCUGUCCGUCCUGAACAUAAUAUUGUCAUUUUUGUUAAUUAUCUAUAUAAGUAUUUAUUUAAAAUUAUAUAUGUUUAUCA
Colias croceus (clouded yellow) is the source of this 3843-nucleotide messenger RNA. RefSeq lists its product as uncharacterized. The transcript has 20 exons. Gene Ontology annotation, molecular function: sequence-specific DNA binding; DNA-binding transcription factor activity. The coding region runs from base 333 to 3737 and encodes 1134 amino acids. Gene Ontology annotation, cellular component: endoplasmic reticulum membrane; nucleus. Gene Ontology annotation, biological process: positive regulation of DNA-templated transcription; protein autoprocessing. The record is from RefSeq and is a predicted model, not a curated record. NCBI's taxonomy places the organism in Eukaryota, Metazoa, Arthropoda, Insecta, Lepidoptera, Pieridae.